Molecule: messenger RNA, 1088 nt
Organism: Acaulospora colombiana
Lineage: Eukaryota; Fungi; Glomeromycota; Glomeromycetes; Diversisporales; Acaulosporaceae
Source: the annotation of a GenBank genome assembly
CUGAUAGAAUCAAAUAUACGAUUCUGGCGCUGGUUACGAUCGCGUCCCUCAUCUACCUAGUGAUCACAUUCCUCCCAUGGAUCUUCCCGGCAUGCCCUCUCCAAACUCCUAUAACAGAAGGGACACCUUGGAUUAGAAGGCCGAUGGUCCGGGUUCAAUGGCUAGGAUCGUCCAUUCGUCGUUCCGAAAGUGAAGGUUACAAUACUUUAAAAGAAUUUGUUGCGUUGUACCACGAACUCCGCUCGAUCCCAGAACCACAAGAACUUCAGGCUCAAAUUCUCGCUUGGGUCAUUUCGAGCACGCUAGACGAGAAGGUUUUAAAAGAGGCAUUGAAGGCGUUAGCGGGCAAGGCUCCCACAAUACCUAACGCAGGACCGAACCUCGAAGAGCGACGAAGAGUGGAUCUGUACCCUCUUGUACCUCAUGAUGCAACUCGAGAUACGGGAUACUUCAAGAGAGAGCUCGAACGGUUCUCCCUUCGAAUCCCGCUGGCGUGCGUCCUCCGUCUACACAUUCUCAUGAAUUGCAACGCAGAUGAUGCCGACACCAACUGGCAAGGGGAUAUUCUUGGACUCAUCAAAACGGUGAACGAUCCGUCGUUUUCGUGGAUGCAAGAGUCAGUAAUUUUCCGAGGAGAUCUAUACCGUACUGACGAUAGGCCAGGUGACAUUCGGGCUUUGUCCCAUCAACUUGGAAGAUCAAACAGCCACUAUCUGGCUAGUAAUUGGACGAGAGAUUAUAUGACAGUUCCUCAAUCGCUGUGCAAGUUAUGUCUGGAUGAGGAUUCGGGAGUGAGAGAGGGAGCAAUAGAAGCUCUUAUGCGAACAUCCGCAGACCAUCAACUAUGCCUGGGAUUCGAAAGCGCAUUCGAAGAGCUUGUGACAGCAGGACAUCGGGACCAAACACCUAGAAUUCUGGCGGCAAUGACGGCUUUUGUACAGGAUGAUAACCUUCGAAAGCAUAUGAAGCGAGGAACAACGCUCCUCAUGAAACUGGUGGAGAAUGAGCAACAUGAAUGCUGGGAUAGCUCGGUACCACGAAAGUGCAAACGUUCAUUGGUUGUGCAACAAGAUGCUUCACUGCACGAG